Symbiodinium sp. CCMP2456 is the source of this 2076-nucleotide messenger RNA. NCBI's taxonomy places the organism in Eukaryota, Dinophyceae, Suessiales, Symbiodiniaceae. The record is from the annotation of a GenBank genome assembly.
AUGCCUUUCAAGAAUGAGGAAAGCGUGGUUGCAGAACUUAUUCAGCUGCACCUCUGUGGAUCACUCGAUGAGCACGGACGAGAAGAUUCCUGGAAGAGUGCACUGGUCAGCGCUUUGCCUAUCAGCCAUCUGGCCGACUUGAAGCAGGAGGAGAUUGCCAAGUUCGUGCCAAUCAAGAAGGACACCAUCUCCAGCUUCAGGCACGAGUCGACGGUCACCAGGAUCUAUCACUGGAUCAUGGCCUACCUGGAGAGCAAGGGCUACUUGUCAUACACCCGGGUGAACGCACGGAUUCUGACCUGCGAGCUGCUCAAAGAGUGGGCUUACGAGCAUCGACAUUUCAGUGACCGGGAAAUGGACCUUCACGUCAUGUGCCGCUACAAAGAGUUUGUGGCCCAUCUGCUGUACUUCCACGACAGGUGGGCGGAAAGCGAACACGGUGCCACGCGCACCAGAAUACUGGGAGAGCCCCAUGGUCUCUUACGCAGCAAGCGGAAGGAGACCUUUGUAACGACACUGGUGAAGGUCCAUGAUGCCUUGGGCAAGAUGCAUCAGACUUUGGAGAAGGUAGAGACGUCCGAGUCGAGCUGCAGCGUCUUCCUCGGGCAGCUAGCUGAACUUUUUCAGCAUUUUUUGGAUCAGGCAGCUGGGAUCUGUUUUCUCGGGCCGAUGGAGCAUCACGAGGAUAUCUGCGCGGCACAUGCAGAGUUUGGAAUCGACUUCCUCGAGAGACAAAGGGUCAGUAUUCGUGGUCACAGCGGCGAGGUUUUCUGGAGUACAGACUGGGGUCGCCUGCUGGACGCAGCAUUGCGACAGGGCGAUCCAGAUAGGUUUCAGCCACUGGGCAGCUGGCUGAUCUUUUACCAGGAGAAGGGCAGCCCGUGCAAAAUGUGCAGAUACUAUUCACAGUUGGCGGCCGAGACCCGCCUGCGUUCGAUUCCGAAAGCUGCCAUAUUGCUGGGACCGGGACCGGAAUACAGAAGGACGAUCAACAAGAAGCAGCUGGAACACCAAGCUGAGCCACUGCUGGAGGCCAUUGAUGCACACUUGCUGGCGAUCGGUGCAAAACCACCUGAGAAGAAUCUGUGGGUGCACAACCUACCGACAGUCGAUGACUUUGCAGCAGACACAGCAGAUGGCGACCUGUGGGACUUUCUCGAAGCGGAAGAGCCACUCCCAGGUGAUCGUGCCAGGGGCUACUCUGAGUCGAGCAAGUCCACUGCAGAUCUGUCCUCGAGGCGUCAUCCACAGUCUGAGGCUGAAACUUCCUCUUUCACUGCGGAAAGUUUUGUGGGAGAAGACUUGGCCAAUGUGGCAGCCUUGGGAGCUGAAGUGGAAUUGGUUCGAGCAAAAUGGACGGCAAGGAAUUGGUCACGAUGUGGCCUAUCGUCGGCUUUCCUCCAGGACACAGCAACGAUCAGUGGACCACACGUACCCGGUUUCGACGCCUUGAUCAGCAAUGUUCUGCAGAUGGCGGAAGAUCUGGCUUGUCUGUUGGAUGUUCGCAGGACAAUCCUCAGCCCAUUGGAAGGUGUUUGCGUGCAGCUUGGAACGCUUCGAUCACGGCGAGUUCUUCAUUCAGCCCUUGCACGACUGAUGUUGCAUGUGGAUCAUUUUAUCGAAAGUAUGGUGCAAUUCCACCAGAUAUUCGAAGGACGACUCUUCGAUCAACUGAGGAAUCAGGAGCCCCGCUCUGCAAACGCCUUCGCUCAGCGGCCGGAGGUGCAAAGGAGCUACCGCCGCUACUAUCAGCGGGCGCUGACUCUUCGACGUGAGAUUGCGAAGAAGGCGCAGAUGCUGUCAGAGGCGAUGCCGCUGCAAUCCAGCGAGGACGAGCAGUGCAGCAUCGACAAGCUCAAGAGCUCCAUGAAUGCCCUGGCAAAUGCUCUCAGCACCGGGCCAAAUCAGCUUCCUGCCUUAGCAGAUGCUCGACAUGCCUUGGCCGUGACUGACGGGCAUCGAAACCCUGUCACUUUCGGCCACGAGACGGACCACAACCUCAACCACUCGCGAGUUACAAAUCCUAACUUAAGGCGUCAAACGAUCAACAGUGUGAGCCCGGUGCUUGUUGACUGA